AAGGUUUAUAACAAAUAUAUGUUGUAUGUAACAGAUAUUUGUAAUGCUAAAAAAAAAAUAAAUUUAUGCAUUCGCAUAAAUUGUAAAUGGAUAAGCCCUUCUAGAAAGCAUGCAAGGAAGCACUUUUUUCAGCCCUUUUUGGGUAUGCCUCUUAGAAUGGCUUUAAUUAGGAAGACCUAUUUAUCCCUCCUUAACUUCGCAGCCUGCUAACUGCCUAAAGUAACAUUUUCGUUUAACUUUUAUAUACUUAAUUUAAGCCAACAACCCAGGGGUUGGAAGAAAUGAUAAGUGUAACGCCGCACCAAAUUAUGAUUCUUAGCAACAGCAGCAACAACAACAUGGUUCAUAUUCCGCCUACCAAUAGUACUCCUAUGCCAAGAAAGCGGUGCCGUGUGGAAAAUGAGGAAUGCGAUGAAAUCGAAAAAAUUAAUGCGGUAUCGCAGAUUUCUAAACGUAAUGCAAGCGAAGGAGACGAGCCGCUACAACAACAACAACAACAACAACAACAACAACAACAACAACAACAACAGCAACAACAACAACAACAGUGUGCCAUAAAUAUAGACCAUGGAGAAUCGGAUCCCAAAAAGAAUGGAGAAGCCAAGGAAACAUCUACUUACGGACCUGAAGAAGUAGAUUUAACAAACGAUUGCGAAAUGCCAAAAUGCUACAAAGAAAACCAAACAGAAAAUUGUGAUGGUAAACAGGCUAAAGACAGCCCAGAGGCUUCAACAAGUCAGGCCAGUGAAAGAAUCGAACAGUGUAAACGUCCACCUGUGGAUGUAGAAGUAAAAGAGGGCCAAAUAGAGAAUGAAGACAGCUAUAUUAAAUGCUUAAAGAAAAAGAAGAAUAAGAAAAUAAAAGCUAAGCGAGGCAUGCAACAAAAAGAUGAUGACUACCAUUUUGUGAUCAGUCUUUUGCCAUACUUGCGGCGUGUGAAUUUGGAUCGAAAAUUGCAAACACGUAUGAAUAUGAUGAAAGUCGUCAUGGAGGAGAUGGAAUAUAAAGACAAUUAAAUAGUAAAGUGAAAGACACAUAUUAAUACCCCUAAAUAAAAAUAUUUUAAAUAAAUAAAAGGGAUGUGGAUUUGCUUAACAUAUGCAGUAGGUGAAAUGCGAGGUUAACCAUGCAAAUUAAAAAUCAGCGGUCUAAGAGCCGGUUGUUCAAGGUCUGCUUAUCACUACCUACCAGUAAAACAGCACUAUCGACGUUCAACACUUACUGUGGGGAAUUUCGCUUCAUGAUUAGAAACAGUUUUUCGUAAUUAGGUGUUAUUUAUGAACAAAAUGUAGGUUAAGGGCGGGCCGGUUUUUCAAUGUCUGGUUAUCACUACUUGCCGGUUAAACAUCAUUAUCGACGUCGUUG
Rhagoletis pomonella (apple maggot) is the source of this 1365-nucleotide messenger RNA. RefSeq names its product GATA zinc finger domain-containing protein 10-like. The transcript has 2 exons. The record is from RefSeq and is a predicted model, not a curated record. Bases 282 to 1016 code for a protein of 244 amino acids. NCBI's taxonomy places the organism in Eukaryota, Metazoa, Arthropoda, Insecta, Diptera, Tephritidae. Gene Ontology annotation, molecular function: DNA binding.